Drosophila navojoa is the source of this 1116-nucleotide messenger RNA. RefSeq names its product putative serine hydrolase. NCBI's taxonomy places the organism in Eukaryota, Metazoa, Arthropoda, Insecta, Diptera, Drosophilidae. The record is from RefSeq and is a predicted model, not a curated record. Gene Ontology annotation, cellular component: membrane.
UGGACCGUCACAAGUUCAAGUUUCGAGCAUUUGAAGGCCACGCCUAGGCAGAGGCUGAGCAGGAGUGGAAAGUACGUGUCGUUCAGUUGUUGCGGAACCAGCAAACCGAGUGGAGCCACGAUGGACAGCAAUGAGUUUAUUGACUUUGACAUAGGCGCGCCGUGGGGCCGCAUCGCCUGCCGCUGGUACGGCAGCCGUCAGGUGCGUCCGCUGCUCGCCAUUCACGGCUGGAUGGACAAUAUGGGCAGCUUUGCACGUCUUGUCCCAUUGCUGCCCGGCCAUCUGGGCGUCCUGUGCAUCGAGCUGUCUGGCCACGGCCGCUCCUCGCCGUAUCCGGCUGGCAUGCAGUACUCCGUCAUUGAAUGGACCAGCAUCAUUCGCUGCGUGGUGUUGCAUUUCAAGUGGGAGCGCGUCUCGCUGAUGGGCCACUCGUUUGGGGCCGUCGCCUGCAAUCUGUAUGCCUCGUUAUAUGGCCGGGAUCACGUGGAUAUGCUGAUUGCCAUCGAUCUCCUGACCAUUCCCUACAAGAGCAGCAGCUUCUACAUCAACUACCUGGCCAACAGUGUGGAGCGCAUGCUCACGCCCACGCCAGCGCCCAAGCUUUAUACGGCGGAUCAGCUGAAGGACGCGCGCUGGGGCCCAGCUCCCACGAUCAGCAAGGAGCAGGCUCAUCUGCUGAUCAAUCGCAGCGUGCGGCAAGUGCCCGAUCAGCCCGAAAAGUUCUUCAUAUUCCGCGACGCGCGCCUCAUCCACUACUCGCUCUUCCCGCUCGGCGCCGGGCUGGUGAGGGAGCUGAACCGGCGCAUACGCAACAUACCCUACAUGGUCAUCAAGGCAAGCAACUCCAACUUCAUCAACGACGACUGCAUACCGACCUUCGCGAUUCUGCGCAAACAGAAUCCCGCCUUCGAGUAUCAUUUGGCACAGGGCUCUCACCAUGUGCUCAUCAGCGAUCCCCGGCAGCUGGCUGCCUGGAUUGUGCCAUUCAUAAACAAACAUCGACCGGCCACUCGAUGGGAGCAUCCAGGCGAGCUGAAUGUGAUCAGCAAGCUAUGAAGACUUUAAGUAUUGCAGCCAGUUUCUUUCUCUUUUCGACACAAGUUCUGGGAAUAAGUG